This is a messenger RNA of Impatiens glandulifera, 1648 nucleotides long. Its product is annotated as pyruvate dehydrogenase E1 component subunit beta-3, chloroplastic-like. Gene Ontology annotation, biological process: pyruvate decarboxylation to acetyl-CoA. The coding region runs from base 194 to 1417 and encodes 407 amino acids. Gene Ontology annotation, molecular function: pyruvate dehydrogenase (acetyl-transferring) activity. NCBI's taxonomy places the organism in Eukaryota, Viridiplantae, Streptophyta, Magnoliopsida, Ericales, Balsaminaceae. The transcript has 4 exons. The record is from RefSeq and is a predicted model, not a curated record.
ACCAACGAACUUCAAGCUGAGAGAGAAGCUGCUGGUCCGACUCCCCUCAGUUUCUCCGCCCGUCGUCCUUUCUCUCUCUCUCUUUCAUUUAUAAUAAGCUUUCUCUUGUGAAGACUCAUGUAAAUGCUUUCUCUCUCUCUCUCUCUAUUUCUCAUCACAUCUUCCUGAAAAUCAUCGCCUGUUUUCGGAUCAAAUGGCUGCAAUUUUCCAAGGAGUAACCUCUCUCAAAUACUCCACCUCCGUCAAUUCCAAGGCGGCAUUUCUCUACCCAUCUCCUAGAUCCGUCUCAGAAGCCAAACCAUCCUUCUUGGUUGUUAAAUCUGAUGCAAAUUUUAGCUCUGGGUUGAUUAGCAGGACCCGCAAAGCUCAGCUGAAUCUCCCUAAUGCUGUCGCCACGAAAGCUGAUAACAAAACCUCUUCUUCUGCUGCUGCAUCUAAACCAGGGCAUGAACUUUUACUUUUCGAAGCACUUGGUGAAGGACUGGCUGAAGAAAUGGAAAGGGAUCCUAGUGUAUGUGUGAUGGGUGAAGACGUGGGUCACUAUGGUGGAUCAUACAAGGUGACGAAAGGCCUUGCAACUAAAUUUGGGGAUUUAAGGGUUCUGGAUACACCCAUAGCUGAGAAUUCCUUCACCGGGAUGGCCAUUGGAGCGGCUAUGACAGGGCUAAGGCCGGUUAUAGAAGGAAUGAACAUGGGUUUUCUCCUCUUAGCUUUCAACCAGAUAUCCAACAACUGUGGAAUGCUUCAUUACACAUCUGGUGGGCAAUUCAAAAUCCCUGUAGUUAUUCGUGGGCCUGGUGGAGUGGGUCGUCAGCUAGGGGCAGAGCAUUCUCAAAGGCUAGAGUCGUAUUUUCAGUCAAUCCCUGGAAUUCAGAUGGUGGCAUGUUCAACACCUUACAACGCUAAAGGGUUGAUGAAAGCUGCUAUUCGUAGCGAAAACCCUGUUAUACUUUUCGAGCAUGUUUUGCUUUAUAAUCUGAAGGAGAGGAUUCCAGAUGAAGAAUAUGUGCUGAACCUAGAGGAGGCGGAGAUGGUGAGACCGGGUGAGCAUGUAACAAUUCUGACUUAUUCGAGGAUGAGAUAUCAUGUGAUGCAGGCUGCGAAGACAUUGGUGAAUGAAGGGUAUGAUCCUGAGGUGAUUGAUAUUAGGUCUUUGAAACCGUUUGAUCUUCACAUGAUUGGGAAUUCGGUGAAGAAGACACACAGGGUUCUGAUAGUGGAAGAAUGUAUGAGGACCGGUGGUAUUGGGGCUAGUUUGACAGCGGCUAUAACAGAGAAUUUUCACGAUUAUUUGGACGCUCCGAUUAGGUGUUUGUCGUCGCAGGAUGUUCCGACACCUUAUGCUGGGACUUUGGAGGAUGUGACGGUUGUUCAGCCUGCUCAAAUCGUGACUGCAGUCAAGCAGCUCUGCGCCUGAGUGAUCUAAUAAUGAAUUAUGAAAUAAUAAUUUGGAUGUUGUUUUGCUACUUAUUUCAUCAAACUCUAUUCUGAUAUCAUUUUAUCUGUCUUUGUCAUUUGUUGUUCAUGAAGAAGAGUUAGCUUUCAUAUUUUGGCUUCUCCAUAGAUAUCUGUCAUUUUGCUUUAUUUGUUUGCUGGAUCUAUUGUUGUUUUCUUGUUAUUAACAUAAUAUCAGACCUAGUUUUUUACA